Iphiclides podalirius (scarce swallowtail) is the source of this 1779-nucleotide messenger RNA. The record is from the annotation of a GenBank genome assembly. NCBI's taxonomy places the organism in Eukaryota, Metazoa, Arthropoda, Insecta, Lepidoptera, Papilionidae.
AUGGCGCAUGCGUUGCCCGCUCCCUGUACGUCAGUGACGCGACACAAAGGCGGUGGGGCGCUCGCUUGGCGCCGCCAAGCGGCCGCGGGAACGUGCGCCAGUGGCGUGCUAGCGGGGCACGAGCUUGAGCCCCUCAAAACUGCGGCCCCUAUAUUUCUGCACAGAUUCCACAGCCGAUGCACCAUGACUCCACUCACAGAGCUGAGUAGACCGGAGGGAGGGGACAUUGCUAAAAUGAACCUACUGAACAUGGACGCGGAAAACCGCGUGGUGCUGAACGUUGGUGGCAUCCGACACGAGACGUACAAGGCGACGCUGAAGAAAAUACCGGCGACGCGGCUCUCGAGGCUCACCGAGGCUCUCGCGAACUACGAUCCAGUUCUCAAUGAGUACUUCUUCGACCGUCAUCCGGGCGUCUUCGCGCAAGUUCUCAACUAUUACAGGACUGGGAAGCUGCAUUAUCCAACAGACGUUUGCGGGCCGCUGUUUGAAGAGGAGCUCGAGUUUUGGGGUCUUGACGCGAAUCAAGUUGAGCCAUGUUGUUGGAUGACUUAUACCCAGCAUCGGGACACCCAAGAAACCCUAGCCGUCCUCGAUCGCCUCGACUUAGACACGGAGAAACCGUCUGACGAGGAAGUCGCCCGCAAAUUCGGAUUUGAGGAGGACUACUAUAACGGAACGGUAUCGUGGUGGCAGCAACUCAAGCCGCAGAUGUGGUCUCUCUUCGAUGAGCCGUACAGUUCGAAUGCAGCAAAGAUAAUCGGUGUGAUUUCGGUGUUUUUUAUAUGCGUAUCGAUAAUCUCGUUCUGUCUGAAGACUCAUCCAGACAUGAGAGUGCCGGUGAUUAGGAAUUAUACGGUGACAACCGCGAACCAGACACAAAGCUGGGCCCUAGAUAAAGUGCAAACGAACGCGCACAUAGCUUUUUUCUACAUCGAAUGCGUGUGCAACGCUUGGUUCACGCUCGAAAUACUAGUGCGGUUCAUCUCGUCGCCGAACAAGUGUGAAUUUGUCAAGUCGUCCGUCAACAUCAUCGACUACAUCGCUACGAUGAGCUUCUACAUCGACCUCAUCCUCCAGAAAUACGCGUCGCACGUCGAGAACGCGGACAUCUUGGAGUUCUUCUCGAUAAUCAGGAUCAUGAGACUUUUCAAGCUCACCAGACACUCAUCCGGCCUCAAGAUACUAAUACAAACUUUUAGAGCGUCAGCUAAGGAGUUGACGCUUCUAGUUUUCUUCCUUGUGCUCGGAAUAGUCAUAUUCGCGAGUCUAGUUUACUACGCGGAGCGUAUACAAACGAAUCCGCACAAUGAUUUCAACAGCAUACCAUUGGGGUUAUGGUGGGCAUUGGUCACCAUGACAACAGUGGGAUAUGGGGACAUGGCGCCGAAAACAUAUGUUGGUAUGUUCGUCGGAGCCCUUUGCGCGUUGGCGGGCGUGCUGACAAUAGCUUUGCCGGUGCCGGUCAUCGUGUCCAAUUUCGCCAUGUAUUAUUCGCAUACACAAGCGAGGGCGAAAUUGCCUAAGAAGAGGCGGAGAGUGAUUAAUGUUGAGCCAACCAGGCCACCCCUAAGAGCUCCAGGCGUUCCUGGAGCCCCAGCAGGGCCAUUAGCACCCGGAAUGGGGCCACAAGCAGUGAACAGAAGGAUGAAUGCUAUUAAGACCAAUCACCCUAAAGAUAUGAUGGGACCUAACAUGGGCAACAAUCACCAAUCUCCCAUUUAUUGUAACACGAGACCAGCAGCAACUCAAAUACAACUGAACACAGCGUUGCGAGCC